Messenger RNA from Prorocentrum cordatum, 4411 nucleotides. The record is from the annotation of a GenBank genome assembly. Lineage: Eukaryota; Dinophyceae; Prorocentrales; Prorocentraceae.
CCUCAGAGCGUUCCAAGAUGGCUCCCGAUGGUAGGCUUUACGUGGCUCGAGGUUGGCCCCCUGUGCCUCUGCAAAUUGCCGCCGAGGCUGCCGCAGCGCCGCUUCCCUCCAGGCCACCACGUGCUCCUGCGAUGCCCACUGCCCGGUGGCUGGUGGGCGCAGUGCUCGCCGCCGCAUGCCCGCUGGGCGCCUGCGAGGUCCGCCGCUUCUCCUGGUCGGCGCCCGCGGAGCACCCGCACCUGCGCCGCCUGUCCGCCAGCGGGUCGACCCCGGACACGCUGAACGUCACCGUGGACAUCGUGAAGCUGGACACCUUCGGCGUGGAGGGGGCGAAGAUGGACGUCAGCUUCCUGAGGGAGGACGGCGCUCGCAUGCGCCUCUACUUCCCAGGCACUGAGGGGAAUCAGGGGCGGAACAUGCCGCACUGGCUUCAGACGAUCCGCGCGGUCACCCUCGUCGGCCACGCGGAGAGCGAUGCGCUGGCCGCGCAGCAGGAGAGGGACGAGCUCGACAACCUCGAGAUGUCCGCUGGCCUCACGCCGCUCGGGGCAGACGGGAUGGAGGUUUUCGACACCCGGGAGCUCUUCGUGGUAGAGGCCGCCCAGGGCGAGGUGGACUCCGAGGAGUUCGAGGCCGACAAUUCGCGCCGCUUGUCCGACGGCCUUGCGCCGACCGUGCUGGACACCGUGGUGGUCCUCAUCUCGCCCUGCGGCGAAGAGCUGGUGCACUCCACCCCGCACGGCGUGCAGAGCGCUGUAUUCAGCAACGGCGCCGGCUCUGUCAACAGCAUCCUCAAAGACUGUGCUUCUGUCAGCAGCACCAAGGACAUCUCUGUCAUGGGAGACGUCAUCGGACCCAUCGAGAUAUGCCCGUCGAGCAGAGACAUGUGGACAGUCCACUGGACGUGCAAUGAACACCUGAAGAACGACCCGAGGUGGACCGGCAACUACUAUAAGGCCAUGGUGCUUCCAGACGAUUGGCUCGGCGACGCGGCGGGCCUGGGCGAGAUCAAGGGAGCCAACACGUGGUACCGCGACAGCGUUACUCAGGGCGCCGCGGUAUUCAUCCACGAGUACGGGCACAACAUCGGGCUCCACCACGCCAACGGUAGGUACAUUUGGUCCGAGUAUUUGGACUGGAGCUCCGCGAUGGGUAAUCCCAUGAAUGGCAGGUGCUUCAACUUCCUGCAGCAGUGGCAGCUCGGCUACUCGGCAUUCAUGGACCAGGAGUACAGCGUGGAGCAGAUACUGGCUGGCAGCGAGGUCACCCUCACCCUGCCCGAGGUGGGAGUGCACUACCAGAGCGGCGUGAGGCUCAACCUGCCGCCCCCAGCGGACGGCACCCUGAGCUUCGGCGACGAGCCCUACCUGGUGCUGUCCUGGCGCAGCCGCGGCGGCUUCGACAAGCACAUCAGCAGCAGCAGCAGCGCGAACAGGGUCUACGUGCACCAGUGGUCCGGCGACCGGGCGCGGAGCAUGCAGACGCUGGCUCUGCACGCGGCCGAGCGCGGCACCACCACGCUCAUCGAGUACACCGAGCCGCAGGAACUGGCAACCUCGCUCCCGACGGGCAUCAAGAUGACGGUGAUGGGAGAAACGUACGUCUGGCAGAACGAGGAGAUCCAAAUCGUGCUGUGCGCGGCCACCGACACCGAUAUCGCAGGCAACCUGAACCCCUGCCUCAGCGCCACUACCACGACCACCCCCCCCCCGCCGCCUCCGCCCCCGCCGCCGCCCAGUACGUGGAGCGCGUCUUUCUCGAACGAAGCGACGUCACAGCAGGUCUCGUGCAGUGGCGUUCUUGUAGGCAUGGAUUGCAGUGGGGAGUAUUGUGGUACCCAGAGGUACAAGUGUAGGUCGGACAUCACGACCUCAGAUGCUGGCGCUAGCACCAUCAUGGUAGAGACGGACACUGGCAACGCAUUCUGCCCUGCUGGCCAGGUUGCGACCCGGGUCACGUGCGUCGGGGACAGCUGCCGUAAGUUCAUGCUGCAUUGCAACGCCCCGACGAACGCCGAGAUCUGGGACUCAGGAUGGACAGGUGGUGGUGCGGGUUGGUUCCCGCCCGCGUUGCACGAGCAUGGAGAAGGUAUUUGCGACGAGGGGCGUGGAGUGAUCAUCGGCAUCUACUGUGGCGCUGCGCAGUGUGGCCGCAAGAUGUUCCUCUGCGCCGACUGGAAGCAUGAGCCGCCAGCACCGACGACGGAGCCGACUGCGACGCCUGAUCCGACUCCGACUGCGACGCCAGCGCCGACGACGGAGCCGACGGCGACGCCUGAUCCGACUCCGACUGCGACGCCAGCGCCGACGACAGAGCCGACUGCGACGCCUGAUCCGGCUCCGACUGCGACGCCAGCGCCGACGACGGAGCCGACGGCGAUGCCUGAUCCGACUCCGGCUGCGACGCCAGCGCCGACGACGGAGCCGACUGCGACGCCUGAUCCGGCUUCGACUGCGACGCCAGCGCCGACGACGGAGCCGACGGCGACGCCCAAUCCGACUCCGACAUGCAUCCCAGUCUGCUUGUCGCAGGGGCUCGUGUGCGGAGACGACGGCUGCGGUGGCUCGUGCGGCCAGUGCUCGUCGCCAGAGUACUGCGUCAACAGCACUGGUCAGUGCGGCGGGGCGUACCUGCAUUCCGCGUGGGGCAGCUCGGAGGCCGCGAUCCCAGACGGAAACCUCACCGCCACUGGCCUGUCAUGCAAGGGCGACUAUUGCACUUCAGUCAAGCUCACCCUCCUUGGCAUCGUCACGGACGCGACCACUGUGGAGUACUCGGCGUGGCUGUCGGACAACUUGGGCGCGAAGUACGUGUGGAACGAGGGCGAGGAGGCUGGAGGGCACGUGGCCGAUUGCCCCGAGGACAAGGUGGUGUCGAACAUCGAGUGCCAGGGCAAGUAUUGCGACAACAUCCGCAUGCACUGUGCGACGCCUCUGCAAUACGUUGUUGACGUGGCGGCCGUACCCUGGCACUCCGACUGGUUCAGCGAGGAGGAGGGUCGCAUGGACUGCCCGGAGGACCACGCCAUCACCGGCAUCGAGUGCAGGCAGCACGAGGGCUUCUUCUGCCUGACGAACUGCGGCGACUACUGCGACGACAAGCGCAUAAGGUGCAGCGCGAUCAAGCCCGCGGCGGUGGGCAGGGCAGCGAUCGGCAUCCUGCCAUACUCUCAGCUGGCCGAGCGCAUCCAGGACGGCAGCCUCGAGCAGGGCGAGAAGCUGACCGCGCCCAGCCACGAUGCCGUGGUCUCUGCUACACCAGGGCGCGGGCUGGGCGCGGCCAUGGUGGCCCUCGUGGCCCUCCUGGCCGCUGGAGCGGGAGCGCUGUGAGAUCGAAGAACACAGAAGCUGCACCAGCACGAUUUGCGCUCGCGCCGUGUGGCCCGUUGAGAGGGCCACGCCCGCGCCACGAAGCCCUUCCGUGACAGUUUGUUCAGCCCUAGGCCGCAGACGCCGUCGAAGGGCGGCGUCUGCUGUUCCGCUCCCCCUGCAGCGUUCCAGCGGAGGACGGCUCCAGAGCCAAUGUCCCAGUUCAUACGACCGAGCUUUUCGCGGUGGUUGUUGGCCCUGCCUCUGGUCGCGGUGGCUGUCGAGCAGGGUUUGCCUGGAUAUGUCGUCUUCGCUCCCGCGGGGGAGGCCUCUUCUUUCCCGCCAGAGAGCGCCGCUUCUUUCCCCGAGCCUUCUAGCUCUCUCGUUCUGCCCUAGAGCACAGACGCCGUCGAAGGUGGCGUGUGUUUUUCCCCCCCUCCGCAGAAUUCCAGCGGGAGACGGUUUCAGAGUCAUCAUCGCAGUCCAUGUGGAUUUGAACUUUUUCACUACCGACUGUUCCCUUCCGUGCUGCGAUCGGCCUUGCCGGGGCCUGCACGGCUGGCGGCCUCUUUUCGUUUGCAGUCGCGCCCUACCUCUGAUCGCGGUGGCUGUCGCGCCCUACCUCUGAUCGCGGUGGCUGUCGCGGUGGCAGGUGGCCCUGCCUCUGGUCGCGGUGGCAGUUGGCCCUGCCUCUGGUCGCGGUGGUUGUUGAGCAGGGUUUGCCUGAGGCUGUUUGUCUUCGUUCCCGCGGAGGAUGCCGGUUUCUGGCCUCCGAGGGCCGUUUGGGCCUAACCGCGCGUUCGCUUUUCAAACAGCGUGUUCCCGAUUUCGCCAUACGGAGUUACUGCUAGCAUCUGUCCACCUGUUACCGGAGAUCUUAGCACGCCCUUGGCCCGUUGGGCCGGCGAAUUUAUCAAGACAGUUUGCCCUGCGUCCUUUGGUAUCUUUCGUUUCUUCUGCACGUGCUCCGCCAGCUGGCGUGGCAGUGCGUGCAUUUUAUUUCAAGGCAGUUUUGUCCCGUCCUCCGUCAUUCCUCGCCCCUCCCGUAGGUGCUCGGCCAGACAUGCCAAGAAACUGUGAUUACAUCCGAGAACCAGCGAACA